UUUCGCCGCCCUCGACGGUGGUUUAGGGUAAUAAGAAAAUGAAAAUAUCUCUGCGCAACUGCACUUUCCAAAUUGGACGAACCAGUCACCGGAUAAUUCUCCAAGAACACGACAGCCAUUCGAUUGCCACUCGCUGCCGUAUCCGGAGACUGUUGUCCUGGAGGUAUGAGCUCAGUCGAAAGAACCUCCGAACCCCAGUUGCUUUCCUCCGGCAAUGCCCGGGAUCUGAUCGAUUCCGUCGAGGCCUUUCUCUUUGAUUGCGAUGGUGUUAUAUGGAAGGGCGAGAAGUUGGUUGAUGGCGUCGUUGAUACGCUUGAAAUGCUUCGAUCGAAGGGGAAGAAAUUGGUUUUUGUCACCAACAAUUCGUCCAAGUCAAGAAGGCAAUAUGCGAAGAAGUUCUAUUCCCUUGGAAUCUCUGUUUCAGAGGAUGAAAUAUUUUCCUCCUCUUUUGCUGCUGCCAUGUUCUUGAAAGUCAAUAAUUUCUCUCCAGAAAAGAAGGUUUAUGUCAUAGGCGAAGCAGGUAUCAUGGAAGAGCUUCAGCUUGCAGGAUUCACUGGUCUUGGUGGUCCAGAAGAUGCCAAGAAAACUGCAGAUCUUUAUCUUGAUUGCGCAAUCGAGCACGACAAGAGUGUUGGAGCAGUUGUGGUUGGAAUAGAUCGGCAUAUUAAUUAUUACAAGCUUCAGUACGCUACACUUUGCAUUCGUGAGAACCCGGGAUGCCUCUUUAUUGCUACUAACCGUGAUGCCGUGGGCCAUUUUACUGAGUCACAAGAAACCCCUGGUGCUGGUUGCAUGGUCGCUGCAGUGGGUGGAUCAUCUGAAAAGGAGCCCAUUUUGGUCGGAAAACCAUCAACAUUCAUGAUGGACUUUUUACUGAAAAAAUUUGAGUUUGGUUGCUCUAAGAUGUGUAUGGUGGGUGAUAGACUGGACACAGACAUCCUAUUUGGCCAGAGCACAGGCUGCAAAACACUACUUGUUUUUUCAGGAGUGACAACUCAAUCCAAUCUUCAAGACCCCUCCAAUCAUAUUCAACCAGAUUACUACACAGGCAAGGUGUCUGACUUGUUGGAACUAUCGGGAUCAUGACGAUGAUUGUUGUUGCACCAAAACUCCUGACUUAUUAGAUGAUCAUUCAUAAUAAACCCAUUACUUCUCUUUAACAGUUAGCUGCAUGGAUAGCUGAACUAGAUGCAUUUUGUCUUGUGCAUCUAACAUUAUAACAAUUGUAGCCAUUGGAGCCCUUGAUGGUGGGCCUAUGGGGUUAGCCGAAUCUCAUUUUCAAGAAUUCACAUUGAAUAAAUUAUGAAAUUGUAUCA
Molecule: messenger RNA, 1316 nt
Organism: Cucurbita maxima (winter squash)
Lineage: Eukaryota; Viridiplantae; Streptophyta; Magnoliopsida; Cucurbitales; Cucurbitaceae
Product: phosphoglycolate phosphatase 2
Exons: 11
Coding region: 166-1086 (306 amino acids)
Molecular function (GO): phosphatase activity
Source: RefSeq, a predicted model, not a curated record